This is a messenger RNA of Porites lobata, 9104 nucleotides long. Lineage: Eukaryota; Metazoa; Cnidaria; Anthozoa; Scleractinia; Poritidae. The record is from the annotation of a GenBank genome assembly.
GAAGACGCUAUUAAAUGUUUCCUGGUGCGUCAUCGACGGGCUUUUGUAAGUAUUAUCAAACUUUAUAAAUUACUAAGCUUAUACAGUUCAGCUGUUUUUUUUGUUUUCUUCAUUCUCUUCUUAUAUAUGGGAAUUUUGUUUUUAAUCAAGCUUACAAGUUAAGCUUAAUGUUAGCCAGCCAGAAGAACCUUUCAACAGGUCUGAUGUAUUCUUGCUCUAGAUAAUUUACCGGAAUAUGUAUUUUUUUCCCUCGUUAUAAACUUUAACUCAUCAUAAUCUCUUUUAAGUUAAGCUCAUGUCCAUCUACCCAGCUUGCAAUGUUAUUAGCUGACAAUCUGCACACUUUACAGCUGUGCAGAGUAUAUCCUUUGCUCUCCCAGUGAACGAGUAAAAACAACGUACAAGGUCUUUCAAAUUUCCUGUAAUAUGUUUUUAUAUUAUUUUUAUUUUAAAGCACUGAUCUGAACUAUUUUAUCAUUAAUAUGAUUUCAAUCUCAGAUCAUGCACCGCUCAGCAAAGGCCUUCUUGUAUUAACUGGUACUGCCUCUUUAUUCAACAUCCUCUUAUCAUCAUCAACAAGACACUUCUUCCCUAACACUCAAUGGAUUCAGGUUGUCAGGAACUCAAAGGUAAUGCAAACACUUUGUUAGAAUCCAUCAGUUUUACCACCACAGGUGUGCAGAGUGCAAAGAAAUUCAGUUUUACAGCUUGCCAUUGGGGCAAGCUGUAGCUAGUAUCUACUAGCCCAAAAGUCAUUUCAACUAGCCCCAAAAACGUUUUGAUGAGAGGGAAUAAAAAAUGCCCUCUAUUUGAGUGUCAAUGUAUUUAGCACGAAAGUACCAAUUGGCGACACUAUAUUUACAUCUCCCACUGGAGACGGGACUGCCAUUUUAUGUUGUCAUCUGAGCCACGCAAAGGUCUGGCCAUUUGCAGGACAAAGGAAGUAACUUCGUUACUUUAGGAUUGAUUACACAGUUCUUCUGUUAUUUGAAUUCCUCAAAAAAAUUCAUUGGCCUGAUAGCAAAAUCCACCAACCCCAGGCUAUAUUGGACACUAUUUGCAUUGCAUGUAGGGAUAGGUGUUCAACCCUUAAAAUCCGAAGAGUGAUCAACAUCAACUUUCUCUUAACAACAGAAUAACUUUCAUAAUCAAAGGAAAACGUUAUGACAAUUAUAAAAAUUAUCAUCAUUGAGAAAAUUCUUUGAUCCUUCAACAGAUUCUCAUAACUAAUCCUAAAUUCGGGCACUAACGUAACUGGAUAGGCACUAGUCUGCUAUAUGGAAGGCCCCAGCCAGACAAGCACUCAAGGUCUUAGAAUAACUGAGGAGAAAGUGCUGUCUUCGCAAAGACAUGUGCAAACCAUUCGACUUUCUAGUCUUCUUGGAUGAGGACAAUAAAUCGUAGGCUGAGUGUCACAACCCUUCAACAUUAUAAAUUCUGUGGGACAGUAAAGAACCCAGACACUGUUCUUAAAGAGAAGGGGAAGUGGCCCGAGUGUGAUGGUCUAUCUCUCAUGGGGGACUGUUACAGGCCUACACUAAUUGGUGCCACGCAACGCAUCAUUGGGGUGACAUUGCCAAGAAUUAGCAAACCCUAAAUAAAUAGAUAAAUGAGUGAAUGACAAAAUAAGUCUGGAGAAUUUGUAUGUGGAUAGAAGGGCUUAUGGGGUAAAUAUGCUGGGUACAUAUUCCCUGUUGUAAUUAUAAUUAUUGUGCAGUCUUAAAAUGAUUAAAAACCCAACCAAUAGACCUUUGUCACAGGGUGGCCAUUUUGUCUCAGGAGAUUUAAAAAGCUUUGUUUAUGCACGGCUAGCCUCGUUCUCUCUACGUGGCUAGUAGUGCAUAAACAAAGCUUUUUAAAUCUCUUGAGACAAAAUGGCCGCCCCAUGACAAAGGUCUAUGAUGAAGUAGCCUUUUCAUAAUAUGAGAAGUGUCAAGGAACUUUUAUGACUUUGGGUGAAAUCCUAUGGUAUAACUGUUCAUUCAGGUGAAUCCUCUCAAAAAGCUUUUUUUGUCCAGUUAAACAUUUACUUGAAUAUUAAUGUUUACUUUAGUGUACAUGUACACAGAAAUUUAUGCUAAUUAUGCAUAUAUUGUUUUCAUUUAUUCAACAGUUCUGGCAAGUUUUAUCAUCCAGUUUUUAUUACUCAAGCACUAGAAACUUGAUAUGCGGUUCAUUUCUUCUUUAUACUUUCCGGAUAUUUGAGCGAAGAUUUGGAUCUAGAAAAUAUGCAGUAAGUAAUUCAAUGAAAUUUUCCAUUUUGCAGUAGUGGGAGCUUCCUUCUUAUGAAACCUCAAACAGUGAAAUAACUUUAAAAAUUCACUUUGUUUUCUCUGUUUUUUCCUAGUCUUAUAUCUUUGGUACCACCGUUAUAGCCAUUGGGCUCCAGCUGACAACAAUUGCUGCUCUUAAACACUUUGGACAUGAAGUGGGUCUUCCUCCUCCAGGACUGUAUCUUUUGAAUCUUGAUAAAUUAUAAUUUUAAAAGAAAUAACGGUCAGUGAAAUUAAAUUAGUCCCUGAUUUAAAUGGAUAAAAUGAAGGGCAGAUUGCAAUGGAUUAAGUUGAGAAACCUUUAAUUUUUAUUAUAACGAAGGCCUAAGGGACUGGCAAAAUUUGUUUGGUAUACAGAGGGAAUUCAUUAUAUCGAGGUUAUUGUUCAUAUAUUGUUACUAUUUCUGGGGCUGAGUACAUUGUUCGUUAUACCGGGGACUUUUUUAUUAUAGAGGUUUGUUUUAUUGAGGUUCCACUGUACUUGACUUCAUUUAUCAAAAAUAAUAAGUAUUUCAUUGUUUUGUCACUAUAAAGGUGAUAAACUCCCUAAUUGUCUGCUUACUUGGAUUUCGAAAGCCUCUAAAAAUAGUUAUACAGUUAACCAGUGAAGGAUUGAGUUUCCUUACAUUCAUCUUUUAUGAAAAGGUUCGGGAUGGUCUAUGCAACUCUUGUGCAAUAUUUCUGUGAUAUUCCAGCAUCAGAUGCAGUGACAUUUCUUGGCAUGCCAAUCUCUGGAAAAAUACUUAUUUAUUCCAUGGCACUACAGGUAAUACAAACUGAUUGUAAGGGGAUUUUUCUCAAGAUUCUUUCAUGCAACAAUAUAUUGAUAAAAGUCAAAGCUCUCUUGCUGACAAUCUCUUAACUCGUAGACAGCUCUACUUAUGGCCUCUUUAAGAAGAACACUGUUUGAACUAACUCUACUUACAAGACGUUUACUAGUCGCUAGUUGUAUGCUCUAUCCUUCAUCCUGGUGUUGGUUUAUUAGAGGGUUUGACUUUAGCUCAUAACUAGCAUAGUUAGGCUAAAUUCCCUUCGGUUUUGUUACAUGGGAAUUUUGUGCAUGAAAAGUCCAUUUUUUUCCCAGGGGAGUAAUUUUGUUCCUUUUUUAUUGUUGUUGUACAAGGUUAUAUUAUGCCAGCCAAAUCUGCAAUAUAAUAUCCUCAAAAACUCCAAUCCAAGUAGUGUAGUCUGGCCCCUUGUUCAUAGGCUGCAGAAAAAUAAGUUUUGACAGUUCUCAAAUACCUUUCUUUUUCCCUUUUUAUCUAAUAGAUGUUGUUAACAAAUAAAGAAUCACUUUUAGCUGGUAUUUGUGGAAUGGUGAGUGAAUUAAGUUAAUUUUAAAACUAACAUAGGCAAAGCCUGGGACACUCUUAUGCAUUCCAACUGGUGAUUAGAUUUAAAACACUUCUCUCAGUUUUUCCUAAAGAAUUGAUAUCUUUAGUUCCUCACAAAAAUCUGUGAAAUAUAGAGUGCAAUAAAGGGGUAGACAACCCUUGCUUUUUUUUUAACAGUUAAUGUGGUUUCUUUCUCAUAAAAAGGGUAUGACAAUUCUAAAAAUUAUCACCAAAGAGAAAAUUCUUUGAUCCUUUAUCAAAUUCUUAUAGCUAAUCCUAAGCUGCCGAGCAGGAGCCUGCUGGUUCAAACCCUAGACGGACCAACACUCAGGGUGUUUGAAUAACUGAGGAGAAAGUGCUGCCUUUGUAAAGACAUCUACAAACCAUUAGACUUUCUAGUCUUCUUGGAUAUGUACGAUAAACCCUAGACCCAGUCUCGCAAGCCUUGAACAAAUAACCAUUCUUAAUGAGUAGGGGAUGAAGUCCUCAGUGUGGUGGUCUAUCUCUCUUAGGGGAAGGGACUAAUAAUUUAACUGGAUACCUUCAAAUCUUUCACUUCACAGAAAAUGUCAUUCUCUUAACCAGGCACAGGGUGUCCGCUGAAAAUGGUGUAUGCUUUUUAAAAAAGGGAAAAUAAAAAUAAGGCAAACCUGUAAGUUUUACUUUUUUUUAAUUGUAGGUGGCAGGGAUAAUCUAUAGGUUUAACUUGUUCCAUGUUCAGCGAUGGCUUAAGCUACCAGAAUUUAUGACAGGUGCUGUCUCUAGAACUUUUGGCAACUUGUUUGCCUCUCAAGGGCCUACUUCUCAGCCAUACGCCAUGGGUGCAACAAUAGAAAUCCAGCGUCAACAGCAGAUGGAGCACUAUGAACAACAGGCUCUGAGAGUGGCAAGGAUGGGAAGUCUAAGAAACAGGGUAUUGCUUAAGAAACUCCAUAUACUGCAAAUAAUAUUUUUACAGUCAACCCCCGCUUUAUGGACACCCACUUCAGGGCUCAAAAUUGCGACUGAUACGGUCGCCAAUGCGACUAACAUUUUAUCCUUGGCGACUAAAAAUUCUAGUUUAGUCGCCAAAGUGGCGACCAGAUUCCUCUAUGAUUUAGAUUUACGUUAAAAGAGUAAACCUGCUUUGUUUUCAUCAUAAAAAAUGUGUCAAAUCGGAUAAACAGAACAGUGACCAGUUUACCUCCAAAUUUAUACUGACUUCUAUCCACGAUAUUUUCAAAUCUGAUGGAUCGUACCAUACUAUGCAGGGCUUCUGAUAGGUCACGGAAAAAAAGUCCAAUUUCGCGGGUUUUUUCGGGGCAAAUUCGCCGAAAAAUCAACCGAUUUCGCAGGAAUUUUCGGGGCAAACUCAGCUGAAAAUCAAUCGGUCAAAAAAGGCCGAUUUUGUGGUUAUUUCAGGGAAAACUUCGUUAGAGAUUGAUCGGUUUUGCGCUGACCAGACCAGUGUUUUUAAUGUUUUUCUAACAGAGGUCAUCAUUUGCUCUUUCAACAACAAUACGCUCCAGAACUGAACCAAUGGCAAGGCCUUUAACAUCAUGGCUAGUGCCCAGUUUUUCGCAACAUAAUUUACGCCUGGUAGUUUCGGAGUUUCGGGACGUUGCUUGCACGUUUCAGUGACAAAGUUUCGAGAUAAAUUUACAAGUUUACGGCAAGUAAAUAGCCGCAAUAGCUGAGAAAAGUUUCAAAUACGUUGUACAGACAUGUAUUUGAAAAGAUUUGUACCGAAUUUCGGGGUAUUUUGUGUGUUUUUGUGAAUUUCGCGGUUCUGUGACGGCGCGAAAUAUCAAAAGCCUUGACUAUGAGUUGCGUCAUUUACAUUAUACAAACUGGCGACUAAAAAUUUGCAACUGGUAACUAUAUUUCUCCAGUUGGUCGCCAAAAGGCGACCUGAGGAUUUUUCUAAUUUCGAGCCCUGCACUUAACCCUUUAAGUGCCUAUAGUGACCAAAAACAAUUUUCUCCUAAUAGUAUCCAUACAUUGUCAAGAGAUAAAGUUAUGAGAAUUAAUAAAAUGAUCACCAAAGAGAAAAUGCCAUGAUCUUUUAUCAAAUUCUCUAAACUAAUUCUGAAGAAAAUCUAUGAAGAUCAGUUUGGAGAAUUUGUAUGUUGAUAUUGGGGCUUAAUGGGUUAAUACACACACAGACACCUCAUUAUUACGGACAGUUUGCUUUGUUCCUGGGGAAAGAAAGCCCUUAAGUUUUCUCUAAAUUGAACCUGCUUAAUACAGACACCCCAUUAAUAGGGCUGAGAAUAUUGUUCAUUAUAGGCCUGUCAGUGUCCAUAUUAAUGGGAUUUGACUGUAUUUAUGUUAUUUAAUUUAAAAAUAUUUUAAUUUCUAAUCCUCUCAUCCCAAGAGUUUUAAAAAUAUUUAAAAAAUGUUGGUCUAUCGUUAUUUGAAUUGCACAGAACAUUUUUUUGAAAUAUUUUUAUCCAGCUCUAACCACAACCUAGACAUGAUUUUGGAAGUUUUCACAGCCAACUCCAUUGCCAUGCUAUUAAUUUCAGUAUUUGUCAUUCUUUUACUCCUGCUGGUUACUAUGUUUUUUUUUUAACUCAUGAGAGCGAAAAGCUUGCCAUAAUAGGGGUAGGGCCAAAUGAAACAUAAGCAACAAGGCCCACAUGUUCAGAUCACCAGAGCUUAUCCAAGUUUCUGUAGUAUGAAGAACCAAGAGGUAUUGAUUGGUUCCUCCCCCUGGAUGGCAUGCUAGUCCAUUGUAACCACACCUAUUCAUUCAUACCCUUGGGUGAAAAGAGACACAGCAAGUAUCUGGUCUGAAGAAAUUGCAACCACAAGGCUGAACCAGGCACUAUAUAUUCAAGUGUUAACUGCCCAGCCACCAGACGUCCUUCCAUAUCAGAAAUUAAGCGAAAUUCCUCAAUAAAACAAGACAUCUUUCCUGAGGUACUGUUAGGCUAAAUUUCAAAACAAAUGAGCAGGGGUCAUGUAGACCAUCUGAGGGGUCACCAAGAACAAGUGCAAAUUUUUUUCGUUUUAUUAUUAUUUAUUUUAACUUAACACUUAUAUGUCAUCUGUUGGGUCUGGAAGCCUUCUUUCUCGGGUCAUUGACCAGAAACCUGCCUCUUAUCAGGAAAACUGAGAAAGGGCGACAAACAACACAAAGAUGAGUUGAAACUGAGACAGUGACAGAGAAAAAGUGCAAAAUAAUACAACAUUUGUAAAAUACCAAUAGCAACAUGGCUUCCUCCUCAAUACAGUGGAACCUCUAUAUAACAAAGUCCUUGGCAUAACGAACAAUAAUAAUUAUUUUCUUUACCCCAGUUAUAGUAAAAUAUAUGAAAAAGAACCUCCAUAUAACGAAACCUCGUUAUAGCGAACAGGUUUUGCCAGUCCCUUGGCCCUUCAUUAUAUCGAGGUUCCACUGUACACGUAAAAAAGGUUGUUUUUGAAAUUCAGGCGAGGGACAUACCUAACCCCCCCUAAGAGGACCUCAUAUUUAUUCAUGUUGUGCAUUUUCCCUGAAGGGUCCAGCAGCGCGCAUGGGACAGGGAUAUGCAGAUGUCUUGGUUCCUCCUGCGGCUGGAGGAUGGUUGUGGGGGGGAGCAGCCCCUAAUCACCCGGCAGCACCACUGAAUGAUUGGCAGCUUGAUCGGCACACAGACGAGGAUAAUGCAAACCUUCCUCAGCAGCCUGCAGGGGAAGUUUCUGAGGAGCAGGUAUGGGAAUGAAACCCCGUCGAGUGAGAUUCACUGAGAAUGACUGCAAGUGCUUACUGUUCUUGAGUUACUGUGAUACAGGGGUCAAUUCAGUAAAACUUCUACGACUCUAAUUUACAAGACAAUGUAGCUAUUGUUUUCAGACUCUAAAACAAUGACCACAAUAAAAUGGUAAAUUAAACUUGUAAAAGUUUUCAAUUGUUAAAUUGACCCAGUUCACAUUGAUGAGCAAUAAUAUUGCAACUCAGGCCGCAGCAGAAAAAUGCUUACAAUGGAUGCAGCCAACUGUGCAUUUAAUCAUUGCAAUAACAUGCUUGUGGUGUUGGUUCAAGAGUUCUAUGCAUUUGUCAGUCAGUCUCUGUGCUGUUGAUUUCUCUUGGUUUGUCAGUGAUAAUGUGCUUUGUGAUAACAGUCAACUGUCUCUUAACAGACAGCUCUAUAGGACGGACACCUCUGUGAAAUGGCCACCUAGAUUUGGUCCCUCUCUUUAUUUACUGACUCUAUAAGAUGGACACUUUGUGUCAAUCCCAAAGGUGUCCAUCUUAUAGCUUCUGGGCAAGCUCUCCGGGGCACUCUGGCAGAGGGGCAAGAAAUAGAAGGAGAGCUUGCAACUUUAUCUCUGGAAUUUUGAAUUCUACCUCCAAUUCCCCUGUGGCUCUGCAUUGACUGAGCUGUCAGAUUUCCGCCAAUCAGCACGAAGCAGCAAAAAACUAAUGUAGACAAACAUUGAAAAUCAUGUGCCAAGCAUAGUCAUGUCAUUACUAAUUAAUUUAUAAAUGUCAUCUCCUCCAAUCAGCAUUUCACAUCAACUUUUUCAAUGCAGAUAUUCAAAUUCUAGAUAUAUAGUUGCAAGCUCUCCUUCCCUUUCCUGCCCCGCUGCCAGAGUGCACCAAAGAGCUUGCUCACAGGCUAUCCAUCUUCAAGAGUUGACUAUACAGACAAUCAUUGUGACAGAACUGCAUUGAUAACACGUGGGUGUACUGUAUUUCAGGUUCAAACACUUGUAGAGAUGGGUUUCUCUAGACUAGCUGUACUCCAUGCUCUUGCGACAAGCAAUAAUGAUAUCACCAUGGCAACAAACAUCUUACUCUCGCAGUCAUAGACCCUGAUGAAUCACAAUUUUGUGCUUGCAGUCUUCAGAGCAGUAGUUCCCUGAGCGUUGUAAAUAAAUAACCAUUAUAUUUUCAACCUUGUAAAAUUUAGAUUUUUAGAGGCUUCAAAAAUUUUGUGCAUGUUAUCUGUAGAAAAAAAGAAUUUUAUGUUAUUUAUGUAUGAUUUUUUUCAAUGUAAUUGUACUUAUUGAGCAGCCAAACAAAAACUUAUUGGCAGAGCUAAACUGUACAUGUAUAAUAAGUUGUUAAUAGUUUUGAUGCUAGUAACUUGCAAAAAAUUAUUAUCAGAAAUUUGCGAGUUGUGUAAGGUCAACAUGAGAAAACAUUUGACAUGACAUCUUGCAGUUACCAAGAGGAUGAAAAUUAAAGAUAAGCAUUAAAUGAUAAAACUAAAAUAUAUGCAUGGUACUGUUGAACCCCUGUUAACAUAUAGCGGCCAUCCUUUAUUUAGCAGCCCGUUACCAGAUCGGAGAGUGUCAAUGUAAUGAAACUAAAUCAGCAAGUGGAAGACUCAAAACUGUAAGAGUCUGUCUGAUUACCAAGAAUAGGCCUUAAACUUUCUGUAAACACGAAAAUAAUAUUCACUUUUGCAAAAUUUUGUUAGCAGGAACUGAAAGAGCAUAUUAAAAUAACCUGUAAAUUAUGAGCCCUGUAUCUCAAAAGUAGCGAUUUCAACAGCUGCUGAAAAUUAUAAGGAUUUGUAUGAGA